AUGUCCCCAAUUGCGUGGAGAGAGGACGCCCCGCCUAAGAGGUACGAUCAUGUCAUCGACCUCCCAGAGACCGCCCCGGUCACGUCCGUGCCCAAUGCGUGGAGAGUGGCACAACAAUGGCUCAAUAGCCUGGAAGCUGUCUUUUCAUCCGGAGAUUUCUCUAACCUUGGAGAUCUCUUCAAUGAAGAUUCCUGGUGGCGCGAUAUCAUUGCGCUACAAUGGGACUUCCGCACCAUUCACGGGCGUGAAGCAAUCCAGAACUUCUUGUCACAAAACAAGGAAUCAGGACCCCUAUCAAACUUCCGUCUACAUGAGACUGGGAAGUUCCAGCCGCGACUUGAAAUGGUCAACGAGAAGACAGGGCUGGCGUGGAUCUCGUCGUUAUUCCACUUUGAAUCUCCAAUUGGUACCGGGUCCGGUGUCUUGCGAUUGACUCAGGAGCGCCCUGGAGUCUGGAAGGCUUUCGCUGUGUACACUACCCUGCAAACACUGAAAGCCCAUGAUGAGCCGUUGGUGGAGAAGCGCUGGUAUGGAACGAUUGAUUCCAUGCCGGGGGGUCUGUCGAAGGGAACAUGGAGCGAGCGCCGGAAGCGGCAGGUUGAUUUCCUUGACGAGGAUCCCCAAGUGCUUGUUGUUGGAGCUGGCCAAUCUGGUUUGAACGUUGCCGCUCGCCUUCAAUCACUGGGACUCUCGGUUCUGAUUAUCGACAAAAACAACCGGGUCGGGGACAAUUGGAGAAACAGAUACAGGACCCUCGUUACACACGAUCCAGCAGAGUUCACACACAUGGCUUAUCUCCCAUUCCCCAAGAACUGGCCGCAAUUCACCCCUAAAGACAAGCUGGGUGAUUGGUUUGAGGCCUAUGUUUCUUUGAUGGAGCUCAAUGUCUGGACUAAGACGACCUUGGCCAAUGCCAGCUUCGACGAUGAGAAGGCACAGUGGAGCGUGGAUAUCAUCCGAGAUGGUACUGAACGAACAAUCCAGCCAAAGCAUGUCAUUCUCUGCACUGGCCAUGCCGGAGAACCAUUGGUCCCUUCCUUCCCAGGACAAGCAGAGUUCAAAGGCCAGGUAUACCAUGGCAGUCAGCAUGCUGAGGCGUCAGAGUCAAAAGUCAAGGGCAAGAAGGUCAUCGUUGUUGGAACAGGAAACAGUGGCCACGAUAUUGCCGAAGAUUAUCACUACGCUGGCGCCGAGGUGACCAUGCUUCAGCGAAGCGGAACAUAUGUUUUGUCCCUAGACAGGGGUGUAUUUUUGCUCCACGAGGGAAUGCACGAAGAUAACGGACCACCAACGGACGAGUGUGAUGUUGUCGGCGAGAGUUUGCCCUUCCCUGUCCAGUUUGCCCUCAACAAAGAAGGGCGAAAACGCAUCUCCGAGGCCGACAAAGAGACCAUCGAGGGUCUCGAGCGUGCUGGGUUCAAGCUCGACUAUGCCAUUGAUGGUUCCGGGAUUGCGCGACUCUACUACACACGCGGUGGUGGAUACUAUAUUGAUGUCGGAUGCAGCAAGCUCAUUAUCGACGGCAAGAUCAAGGUUCACCAAAGUCCUGGUGGAAUCUCUGGGUUUACUCCUGAUGCACUUGUUCUCAAAGAUGGCACUGAGCUCAAGGCUGAUAUCGUAGUCUUGGCUACUGGUUACGACAACAUGAAGACCACGGCGGAAAAGAUUAUGGGUAGCAAGGUUGCAUCGCGGCUGAAGGAUGUGUGGGAUCUCGAUGAAGAGGGUGAACUGAAUGCCAUGUGGCGACCAAGUGGCCAUCCUAAUUUCUGGUAUAUGGGCGGGAACCUUGCGAUUUGCCGCAUCUACUCCAAGUAUCUCGCAUUGCAGAUCAAGGCGGCCGAAGAAGGAUUGAGCCGCAACCCAAAUAAAGUUUGA
Messenger RNA from Clonostachys rhizophaga, 1875 nucleotides. The record is from the annotation of a GenBank genome assembly. Lineage: Eukaryota; Fungi; Ascomycota; Sordariomycetes; Hypocreales; Bionectriaceae.